Molecule: messenger RNA, 3026 nt
Organism: Anopheles coustani
Lineage: Eukaryota; Metazoa; Arthropoda; Insecta; Diptera; Culicidae
Gene: yata
Product: N-terminal kinase-like protein
Biological process (GO): protein phosphorylation
Molecular function (GO): ATP binding; protein kinase activity
Source: RefSeq, a predicted model, not a curated record
ACAAAACACUAGCCAUAUUUUUGUGAAUCAGUAAACCUACACCGUCUGUAUUUGUUUUAUAUUGUUAAGUAUCGCUUCUGUUCGGCAUAAGAAAGACGGUUACCAGCAAUUGGACCUUUUGAACUCAGCAUACACGGAACCAGAACGUUGCUCUGCUUUCCGUAGCCGUGCUGCUGCUGCUGUUUGCUACUGCUGGAGCUUAAAGAGCACAGGCCAACAAUCCUGUGCCAUCUGUGAGUGCACGCGUGCCUGCGUUCACUAUGUGGUCAUUUUUCUUGCGCGAUUCGUCGAAGGACUUCCCGUAUGAAAUUGGUGAUCCAGUGCAACAGUUCGACACCAAAAGCAUCUGGAGUCUGCACCGUGGCAAGCGAAAAAAUACCAAUGAUGAGGUGUCAGUUUUCACGUAUGACAUCAAAAGUGGUACGGACAUUAAGUUCGAGCUAGCGAAGGCCGCAGUGAAGCGAUUGAAAACACUACGCCACCCGAGCAUCCUACAGUUUCUGGACAGCCUGGAAACGGACAAGGUUUUGUACGUGGCAACCGAACCAGUCGAACCGUUGGGUACACACAUCAAUAAGUUGGCGACCAGUGGUCCCCAGCGGGAUUUGUAUUUGGCUUGGGGUAUCUUUCAAAUCACGCGGGCACUAUCAUUCCUCAACAACGAUGGAAAUUUACGCCAUAACAACGUAUCCGUUUGGUCGGUGUUUGUUAACUCCUCUGGCGAGUGGAAGCUAGGCGGCUUGGAGUAUGUGUCGUCAACGGAGGUGCCGGCAGCUCCGCCAAUCAAAAUUCCGCCGUCGCUUGAAAUAUACGAUCCGCCGGAGAAAAGCGAUUCGAAUAAGUUGAAAUCGGCAACCAAGUGCUCCAGCGAUAUGUGGGGCCUUGGUUGCCUUGUCUGGGAGGCCUUCAAUGGGCCACUCAAAACGAGGGGAAACCUUAAGAACAUCGAGGGUAUACCAAAAUCAUUAGCUCCGUUAUACUGCGAAUUGGUCGGAGCAGCUCCAGCCAGUCGGCCGAAUCCGGCCGACGUCAUAACCAAGUGUCGUAAACCUGGUGGAUUUUUCAAAAAUGAUUUGGUUGAUUCAUUGCUAUUUCUAGAGGAAAUUCAAAUCAAGGAUAAGGCGGAAAAGACCCGAUUUUUCAGCGCCUUAACAGGACAGUUAGAUAAUUUUCCAGACACUGUCUGCAGGCAUAAAAUUUUACCACAAUUAAUAACGGCCUACGAGUACGGAGACGCUGGAUCGGCUGUGCUUGCUCCAAUGUUUAAGUUGGGGCGCCUACUAGAUGAAGUCGAAUAUCAGAAGCGGAUCGUGCCGUGCGUUGUGAAGCUGUUUGCAUCGACGGAUCGUGUAACACGUUCGCGUUUAUUACAACAGCUUGAUCUGUUCAUUUCGCACCUGCAACCGAAUGUAGUGAACGAUCAGAUAUUUCCGCAAAUAGCGCACGGUUUUCUUGAUACCAAUCCGACGAUAAGGGAACAAACAGUUAAAUCCAUCAUUCACCUAGCACCAAAGCUAAACUACAACAAUUUGAACGUCGAAGUGCUGCGCCACUUUGCGCGCUUGCAAUCUCGUGAUGACCAAGGUGGAAUCCGGACAAAUACGACCGUUUGUUUGGGCAAAAUUGCGCCACAUCUGCAUCCGCAGGUUCGACAGCGCGUGCUAGUGUCGGCGUUCAUUAGAGCAAUGCGGGAUCCAUUUCCACCAUCGAGGGUAGCCGGCAUAUUGGCCCUCGCUGCGACACAGCAGUAUUUUCUGCUGAACGAAGUCGCCGUUCGUAUACUACCCGCGUUGUGUCCGCUAACGAUGGACCCGGAAAAGUCGGUGCGCGAUCCCGCCUUCAAGACGAUUCGCGGUUUUCUUGGCAAGCUCGAAAAAGUAUCGGAAGACCCUAGCCUACGGGAGAGUAUGGAGGCCGACGUGCAUACAGCGACACCGUCUUUAGGAAAUGCCGCCGCCACUUGGGCUGGCUGGGCUGUGACGGCCGUAACCGCCAAGUUCUACCGAAGCCAAAGCGACACCGCACGACCGAGGCCGCCACUAACGGGUAAAACAUUGAGUAAACCUGCUUCUUUGGAGCAACCGUCUAGCAGUAGCAUUUCAACUACAACCAGCAGCGUCACGUCGAUGACAUCGCUCGAACAUGAGAGCGCCGAUACGUCGGCUUCCGCCAGCGAUUACGGGCCGGACAACUGGGACCAGGAAAAUUGGGGCGACAUGGACACAUCGCAAGAUCCGAGCAGUCCGAUAGCCGGUACGACUCCACUACUCAAUACUAACCUGAAUAUGGUUGGAAGUGUGAGCGACAUUCGUGACGGCUGGGACAAUGAAGACUGGGGAAGUCUAGAGGAAGACCCGAACGAAACUGCGUUAAACGAGAAAGACGAGGAUGAACUCAAUCAAGCACAGCAAAACCAAGCGCAUACAAUGAGCAUCCCCUUGAUCAGCGCCGGUACGGUCCGUCUUCCACCGUCACGAGCGCCAGCAAUAUCGCCCGCUCGGGGAGGGAGCAGCAGCAGCAACAGUACGACCAACAACACGAUGAACUCGUCGCUCACAGAAAGCACGGUGAAGGCCAGCAGCAACAACAGCAGUAGCAGCAACAGUACCUGCACCAGCACCUAUAUCAGCAACAGCAACAACAACACCAACAACAAUCUAAUGAACCACACCACUAGCAGUCCCAGUAAGAUGAUCGCGCUUAAGAACAUGAACAAUCUACUCAACACAGCAACAACACCACCGCUAACAAAUACCGCUACCAGCUGGACUAAUUGCGGUGCUGCAGUGGACGGCUGGGGCGAAGGUGAUUUCGAGCCCCUGGAAGAACCCAAUCUUGUAGGUAACAUUAAAAUGGACGAAGCUCGAAGAAAACGAGAGGAGAAAAAGAUGCAGCGCCAGCGGGAGCUGGAGGCUAGGCGUGCUGCCCGAGCUGGUGCCGGCGGAGGUCCCCUGAAGUUAGGUGCCAAAAAGAUUUAAUAUCCCCAACCCAGAAGGCAUCCCCCGAAGCAACGGCGCGAAGGUCGG